Molecule: messenger RNA, 8971 nt
Organism: Coturnix japonica (Japanese quail)
Lineage: Eukaryota; Metazoa; Chordata; Aves; Galliformes; Phasianidae
Gene: CNNM2
Product: cyclin and CBS domain divalent metal cation transport mediator 2
Biological process (GO): transport; magnesium ion homeostasis
Cellular component (GO): plasma membrane
Molecular function (GO): magnesium ion transmembrane transporter activity
Source: RefSeq, a predicted model, not a curated record
GCAGUGUCCGCCCGUCGGGUCCCGCUCUCGGCCGCUCCCGCCCCAGCGCCCGCCGCCACCGCCGUGUGUCCGGGCCCGGCCGCAGGCGCACAGCGGCGAUGCGGGGCCGCGGCGGCGCCGAGCCCUGACUAAAGAUGGCCGCGCUGCCCGGUGGGAACAUGGCGGGGGGCGGCCGGGGGGCGCGGGUGGAGCCGCUGCUGCCGCUGCCGCCGCCGCUGCUGCUGCUGCUGCUGCUGCUGCUGCUCGCCGCCUGUCCCGGCCCACGGACACCGGCAGCCGCCGCCGCCGCCGCGCCGCCCGCAGCGCCCAGCGCGGAGGAGACGGUGAUUAUCGGGCUGCGGCUGGAGGACACGGACGACGUCUCCUUCAUGGAGGGGGGAGCGCUGCGGGUGAGCGAGAGGACGCGGGUGAAGCUGCGGGUGUACGGGCAGAACAUCAACAACGAGACGUGGUCGCGCAUCGCCUUCACGGAGCACGAGCGGCGGCGGGGCGGGCGGGCGGCGGCGGGGGCGGCGGGGCGAGGAGGAGCGGGAGGCGGCGGAGCGGCGGGAGGCGGCGGAGCCCCGCAGCGCUGCGGCAUCCGAACGUCGGACAUCAUCAUCCUGCCGCACAUCGUGCUCAACCGCCGCACGUCGGGCAUCAUCGAGAUCGAGAUCAAACCGCUGCGCAAGACCGAGAAGAGCAAGUCGUACUACCUGUGCACAUCCGUGUCCGCCGCCGCGCUCGGGCCCGGGGCCGCCGGGAGGAUGGUGGACGCCGAGGGGCGGGACGGGCCCCCGCCGUGGGGAGAGACCGCGUGGAUCUACCACGACGGGGAGGACACCAAGAUGAUCGUGGGCGAGGAGAAGAAGUUCCUGCUGCCCUUCUGGCUGCAGGUGAUCUUCAUCUCGCUGCUGCUCUGCCUCUCGGGCAUGUUCAGCGGCCUCAACCUGGGCCUCAUGGCCCUGGACCCCAUGGAGCUGCGCAUCGUGCAGAACUGCGGCACCGACAAGGAGAAGAACUACGCCAAGCGCAUCGAGCCCGUGCGCCGCCAGGGCAACUACCUGCUGUGCUCCCUCCUGCUGGGCAACGUCCUGGUCAACACCACGCUGACCAUCCUGCUGGACGACAUCGCCGGCUCGGGGCUGGUGGCCGUGGUGGUCUCCACCAUCGGUAUCGUCAUCUUCGGCGAGAUCGUGCCGCAGGCCAUUUGCUCUCGGCACGGCCUGGCCGUGGGCGCCAACACCAUCUUCCUCACCAAGUUUUUCAUGAUGAUGACCUUCCCGGCCUCCUACCCGGUCAGCAAACUGCUGGACUGCGUGCUGGGCCAGGAGAUCGGUACGGUCUACAACCGUGAGAAGUUGCUGGAGAUGCUGCGGGUCACCGACCCUUACAAUGACCUGGUCAAGGAGGAGCUCAACAUCAUACAGGGAGCCCUGGAGCUGCGCACCAAGACGGUGGAGGACGUGAUGACUCCGCUCCGAGACUGCUUCAUGAUCACCGCCGAGGCCGUGCUGGACUUCAACACUAUGUCUGAGAUCAUGGAGAGCGGCUACACCCGCAUCCCCGUUUUUGAGGGCGACCGGUCCAACAUCGUGGACCUGCUCUUCGUCAAGGACCUGGCUUUCGUGGACCCUGACGACUGCACUCUGCUCAAGACCAUCACCCGCUUCUACAACCACCCGCUGCACUUCGUCUUCAAUGACACCAAGCUGGACGCCAUGCUGGAGGAGUUCAAGAAAGGCAAGUCUCACCUGGCUAUAGUACAAAGAGUAAACAAUGAAGGAGAAGGGGAUCCUUUUUAUGAAGUCCUGGGAAUUGUCACUUUAGAAGAUGUGAUUGAAGAGAUCAUCAAGUCAGAGAUUCUGGAUGAAACAGAUCUAUACACUGAUAACAAGACGAAAAAGAAAGUAGCUCAUCGAGACAGGAAGCAGGACUUCUCUGCCUUCAAGCAGACAGACAGCGAGAUGAAGGUUAAAAUAUCACCGCAGCUCCUCCUGGCAAUGCACCGCUUCCUGGCAACAGAAGUAGAAGCCUUUGGUCCAUCCCAGAUGUCAGAGAAGAUCCUUCUCAGGCUGCUAAAACAUCCCAACGUCAUCCAGGAGCUGAAAUUCGACGAGAAGAACAAGAAAGCCCCAGAACACUACCUCUACCAGCGAAACAAGCCUGUCGACUACUUUGUUCUCAUUUUACAGGGGAAGGUGGAAGUGGAGGCUGGGAAGGAGGGGAUGAAGUUUGAAGCUGGUGCUUUUUCCUACUAUGGGGUGAUGGCCCUCACAGCAUCACCAGUUCCCUUGUCCCUGUCUCGUACCUUUGUUGUCAGCAGAACAGAGUUGUUAGCAGCAGGUUCUCCAGCUGAAAACAAGUCUCCACCUCGACCCUGCGGCUUGAAUCACUCAGACUCUUUAAACCGAGGUGAUCGCAUCGAUGCGGUGACACCAACGUUAGGGAGCAGCAACAACCAGCUGAAUGCAUCCUUCCUGCAAGUGUACGUUCCAGACUACUCAGUGAAAGCACUCACAGACAUUCAGUUUGUCAAGAUCUCAAGACAGCAGUACCAAAAUGCCCUGAUGGCAUCCCGGAUGGACAAAACACCUCAGUCCUCGGACAGUGAAAACACUAAAAUCGAACUGACUCUUACGGAGCUGCAUGACGGUUUGCCGGAUGAGACAGCAAACCUGCUGAACGAACAGAACUGUGUGACUCACAACAAGCCCAACCACAGUAUGCACAGUGAAGGAGCCAUCUAGGAGCUGACUCCCCGCAACCCACCCAUCCCAUCUCCUCAGCAGGACCAGCCCUCGCUCCUUCCUGUCUCCUCCCCAAGUGUGACACCGUUAGUACGUGCUUGCGACACUGAGCUGCAUCCAGUGUUCUGAGACCAAAGACUUUUGCGUCCGUUGUGGGAGCAAGAAGAGGAAGAAACAGGAAGAAAGGAGCAAAGAGCAAGACAGAGAGACUGAAGCCCCAAGUGUACUUUGGGAAUGGUGAGCCACCCUUGAGAACAAUGAUAAUACUUCUCGCAAAGUAGAAUCGUGUUUAUUUUUUAUCUGUAUUUUUGAUCCUCGUUGGGUUUUUCCUCCUCAGACACAUCUGGAGAAGUUUAAAAACUGCUCCGGUUAUUUUUUCAAGAGAGAUCAUGUUUUUGAAGAGUAUUUUGCAGAGUUUUAAAUUGUUUCUGUCCCUCCCCAACCUCAAAUAGGCUCCGUCGUGGUUUUGUGCGUUGGCUCUGAUGUCCUUAGGCCUCUUUUCACCUCUCUCUGUUCCUUUUUGUUGCCACGUCGAAGAAGUUAGUAACUGGUACUUGUAUGUAUUUGUGUCCUAAGAAUGAGUGAGCGAGCUUCAAGGAACCUCUGGUUUCAGCCUCCUGGAGGAUCACGGGAUGAGUAUUAUUCCAUUCUUGCAGUAAAGUUUCAGGGAAGGAGCAGUUGUUUUAAUGUUUAAUGAUCUCUCAAAUUUCAGAAGGUUUAUCUGUAAAACAGGCAGACGCGUUGUUAUUCUCUACAGCUUUGUGACCUCCGAAAACUUGGUGUACGUUGAAGAUGAUUCUGGGGGGAUGGACUCACUCAAUUAGCAAAGCUGUGGUCUCGUGAGAUGAAAGCUGGGUGUAAUGUUCAAUACCAAAGUCACCGGGUGGUUUUCUGUUGACACUCCUGACAAUGGCUUGGUGAAGUGAUGCGUGCGCCCAAAACCAACUAACUUUUAAGCACCCACGUGUUGUAGUGGUCUGUACACCGUUACCUCGGCCAGGGGCAGAUUGCAGUGUUUGUUAGUAACAGCGUACAGCAGUCCUUAUCCCUCCCUCAGAUCACUAGUGUUAACACAAAAGAUGCUGCUACAGUUAUGCCCAAAGUACAUCCUCCAGGUGACAGAAAACCUCGGCCAGCACAAGGACAGCUCUGCUGAGGAGUUGGGACCAUCCUGUCCUCUCCAGGAACUGAUGACAACUUUCCAGACAUGAGUGUAUUGCACUUCAGGGAUUCAGAGAGGUUCAUUCCCAGGCUGUUCCCAGCCACGUUCCUUCCAGUGGGUGGUUUCGGUGCAUUUCCUUCUCUCUGGCCCCUUUUAACAGCCAUUUUAGGGGUGACCGUGGUAGCAGAGCAGGGAGCCUCCUGCCCAGGUGCCAUCGUUGUGGGGCAGCAGGAGCCAGGUCCUCCACCCCAAAGCCUGAACGCAGCCUGGGUGCAGCAAGGGGCACCUGUGGCAGUUGUGCGUUGCAUGUUCCCCAGUCCUAUGAAUGGAGCUUAAGUCUUCAAAUGGAAGAAAACAAAACAAAACAAAAACAUUCCCCCCUCCUUAUCCUCUCCCGUUCCAGUGCUGUCUCAAACAAAAUGUGAACGUUGCCCUCAGUAUUAAUGCAAGCAGAAACCAAUAAACCAGGCAUUGUGAUUUCUCUGUUCCAAGCCCCUGAUUAUGUAGCAUCUCCUUUCCUUACUUUGCACCCAGAUAGUCUCCCCUGACCCCCAGAGAAGCCCCAAAUGCAACUGCCAGAGCUCUGUGCCUACCUGAGUUAGAGGUGCCCCCCUCAGCGCCCUUGGUGAAUGUCAGCUGGAAAGGCAAAACACUGCAGCAGCAACUCCCUGCAGGAAACAGGUUGUGCAGCCCUGGGGCAGGCUUGGGGCCACAAAGCAAGGCCCCGAGGCUUAACUCCUUUAUCAGCUUUGUAUUAGCACGUUCUGGGUCCUGUCUAAAAGCCACCACUCUGAGGCGCCCCACACUGCACCAAGAGCUGUCAGUGUUGCACCUUUCUCCCAGAGCAAAGCGUUGAGAUGUGGCGGUGUUUGCCUUGGCACGGUGAGCCCCUUGCUGUGCUGCUGUUCCUAUAAGUGUUACUGAAUGUAAAGGUUUGUUGGAAGUGACCGACACGGUGGUGAACCUGAGAUGCAGUAUCUGUUCUGUAAAGCCUGCCAAAGGAGGGGAGGCUCAAAGUGGGAGGCUGCCCACUGGGUGUGAGUUCUGCUGCUUAUGGCAGGUGAUGGAUUUGUUGGAGUGUCUGUUUCCAUUCAAAAACAACAACAAAAAAACCCAAAAAAGCCAAAAUUUCCUACCAAAGCCUUAUGAUCCCAAAGGAAAUACCUCCUGCUUCAGCCCAUGCUGCACUGAUCACAAAUUUCCAGGCCCUUUAUUUUGUAUUUUUUGCAUGACUUUUUCAUCAUAUACGCAGAUCUGAUCAUGGAAAGUGAAAUGAUUUCCAGAAAACUAGUUGUUUGUAGAUGUGUUCCGUAUGGAAAUUAUGUGCCUGACCCAGAGGGGUUGGGAGCUGCUACUAUAAAUUAGCUUGAAGUGCAAGGCAUGGUCCGCACAGCGGAGGGGAAGGAAUCCUAUCUCCCUGUUCUCAGGGGAUUUGCAGUCUUACUGCUCCACAAAGGCAAAGGGUUCCCAGCCCUGUGCUAGCAGCCAGCACAAGCAGAGGAGCCCCGUUCAUCUCAGAUAGCUCUGGAGCUCGGCUCUCCCCACCAGGGUGGAAAAGCUGUGGCUCUGAGCAGUGCCAGCACUGGGUCAGGUUACCCAGGCUCACUGCUGGCUUCUUUGUUCAGGUGGGCUCAGAUGCCACAACCUGUGCCACUUGUGGUGGAGCAGCAGGUCAGUGCGGUGGCUUGGGGCACUGGUGGUGGCUUUGGGAGUUGUUGGGCUUGGCCUCAGACCUCGGCAAGGCUUUGGCUUUCAGAAAGGAUACUGCACCUUCCCGUGUCAGCUCUGCUGCCACCGAGCUCACUGUGUCUGUCAUGGGGCGGGUGGCAGCCUGGGGGCCGGGAGGGCAUCUGGCCAUGGUUUCUACUGUCAAUACAAUUUUGCACAAAGAGUUCUUUGAAGUGACAUUUUAAACACUAAUAUCUUAAAUGCACAACUGUGAAUUAUAACUUUUACACUCCUGUUGGUUGAAUUUCCUUUAAAGAAAUGAACCUGAAUCUGUUGUAACUAUGAUUUUAUUUUAUUUUAUUUUAUUUUUUAAAUUCUGUGUAUUGCCAAAUCUUUGUAAAGAGUGAAGGAAUGUUCUUGCUUUCCAAUGAGAAUCAUUCUCCAAACGAGACUGGCUCUGGUGACAUGGAGAUCAUACGAAGCAUGUGGCUGAGCACAGAGGGGCUCGGGUGGGCACAGUGAGACACCUUGGCCUCUGGAGCUGAUGGAGUGCUCUGGUUCGUCCCCUUGCUUGGACUCCAGCUCGUCUGUUGUCCCCAGGGCUCAGGAUGAGGUUUCCCAGGGGUGAGAGCUCGGGGGCAGGCCAUGCCCUGGCGGUGCCACCAGCAGCUCCUGUCCUCCCCACGGCUUCCCUCCCCUGCUCCAGCCGUGCCCCAGCUGUGUCCCUGCUGCCCCUCGUGCUUUUGGUGCCCUGACACACACACAUGGCGCUGCUCUGGACCCCCCUGCGUGGGGCUGAGGCCUGCAGGCCUUGGGCUGCACUCCACAGUCUGUCCCCCCUCUCUUCUACACUUAUCCCUUCCUCACUGUAGGGUUAUUAUCACUUUUUAUUCUUCUUUUCUUUAAGUGCCUUUUUGAGUGGGUGGAGCAGGCACCUGCAGGAAGCUCAGCUGCCCGUGACACCCACGGACACAUCGCCCUGUGCUGCUCCCCAGCUGCAGGCCCAGUUCCAGAGGUGAGGUUGGCACUGGUGGGACUCUGGCCCAGUUCAGCUCAGAGGAAAGGAAACCAGAGGCGGCUCUGUGAGGGGCUGCCCCCCAGCGAACAUCCUGUGUAAGUACCCCGUCCUAAGGAGAGCACGGCCACCUUCUCCAGGACUGCUUGGGAUGUACAUCUUCCUUGUGCUGAAAUUGGCUGUAGAGAUCGUUCCCACAUGAAAGAUGUAUCAUGUUUUAUAUGCUGUCUAAUACACGUCUGUGGUUUUAAAACCAGUGCCUAUGUACCAGUUGUUGCAUUAUCCAAUGUCUGGAUUGCCAGUAGGAAGCUGGGGCUGGCGGGUGGGGAGCAAUCUGUAGUGAGAGAGAUAGUGCCAAAGAAGUGCCUGGUUCAUGGAUACUGAGGGUUAAUUGUUGCUGAACCAACAAUCUUAACAAAUGGGAGUGGAAACCAGACGUCAUUGCACAGCAUUGAAGAGGGAGCAGCCUUCAUCCUGACCUGAUGCAGAGGACAAGCCCUGCACUGCUCUCCAGUGUCCUCGGUCCAUCAGCUGCAGGGCCCUGCACUGUGACCCCCAACACAGCACCAGCACAGGGGGACACAGACCUGCUCGGUGUUCUGCUCUCAUCCUGGAGCUUGUCCUCCUGGUCCUCUGUUUCCAAUUCCAUGGCCUUGUGCUAGAGGCUGUGCCCAGCUGAGGGGACACGGCUGCCUGCUGCAGAUCCACAGUGGGACGGCUGAGCUUCUCAGGUUGGAUUUGUGUAGCUGCCGUUGUGUUAGGAGGUGGAUGUGGGCCCUGGGCAUGUUCCCCAGAGCAGGCCUGGGUGCAGGUGGUGAAGGAAAGGUUUCAUGGGUCAGUAGCAUCAAACUCUACCAAAGUGACAUUGUCCUUUUUGUUAUCCUUGUGUCAGACUAUAGAGGUUUUGCACCUUGCAGAUAAGGUACUUGAGCUACUGCUUUUCUGGUUACAGUUGAAAAAUGUUGUGAUCUCUCCUGAGGUUUUCCUUCGGGUACUGGUUUCCUUCAAGUAGGGCCAAUAAUGGAGUCCUCCAGAGCUCAGUUCCUGAGCACUUCUCUUUUAGUCUUUCCCCCAGGUGGGCUUGGGCUGAGGGGGCAGAGCAGGGCAUGCAGCAAAAGCUGUGGUAGCUCCAGUGCUCAGGAAGUGGCUUUGAUGUUUCUAUGAUCAUCUGUUCUCCCCCCCAAAUCAGGACAGGAGUUGGCUGAGCAGUAGGGUUGGUUGGGGAGGAAGGGCUCAUCCCAGCACUCAGUGCUUGGAGGAGGGGUCUGGCAUCGCCUUUCUGCUGUUUGGAGACCACAGAACUUUAUAAAAGGAAGUUUUGAUCCUCUGGGGUUGGCUGUUGAACCCAGUCCCUCUGAAUUCGAGUGAGAGAACUCUGGGGGUCAGACGAGCAGCCAAAGGCCUUUUGUUGGAUGUGCCAAUACUGAAGGAAUGCCUUCGGGUUUUGUCCAAAGACCAUUGUGGGAGUACGGCAGGGCUCCUGGUGACUGCUCUGCAGCCAGGCCUGGAUCCGCUUUACCUGCUAUGGGUGCUCUGUGUGCCCUCAGCUUUGCACCUGGAUGCCAAACAGAUUGAAUCCAAAAUCUCAAAUACUUGAGGGCACCUUCCUGUGUCACCGGGAAACCACACCGAGCUGCUUCUCUGCAGCCAGUGGGCUCUGAAACCAAACCUUUCUCCUGCAUUUGGGAGCAUGGCACAAAGCCUCAGCCCGGCUGAGCCCAGCGCUCCCCUGGUCUCUCACGUCCCAUUGCCCAUCACACGUGGUCUGUGCUGGUUGUAUCAUAUUGUACAUUAUGUCGGGUCUCCGGAGUUGUAGUGUUCUGACUACAGUGUUUCCAUGCGUGUACAUAAACCCGAGUAAGCACAACCGAAAUCGUGAAUGAAGUGUAUACGUUUCAUAUACUGAUUGUCAUACAAAUGAAUUUUAUAAUUAUUUCUAAUUUUGUUGUAGAUUUCCAACCUUUCCUAUUUAUUUUGUACCUGAUUUAUUUGUAUAUGUUGUGAUUUUGUUUAAAAGCGUUUUGUUUAUUUCUGUUCUUCUAGAUAAAUGAUGAUUUUGUUUCUGUUGGACAUUGCGGUUUAUGCAUUUUUCCCUCCUCCGUUCCUCCCCCCUAUUCCAAAGGGCCGGCUCUUGGCAUGUGGGUGGGGGGAUGAUGGUGGUGACCCCAGCCCCAGCUCUCUGCUGACCAGGAAUUGCUGUUGGCACCGGGCAGUCUUUACCUCCUCAGCAGUAGUUGGGAGCCACAAAGAAGCCAGAUCCUGUAGGGCCAGGUUGUGUUCUUUGCAUUGGAGUCUGGGGGCCAUCCAUUUGUGGGGGGGGAUGAAGGGGCAAAGGCAGCGGUGCCUCAAUGCUGAUGGCCUUUUUCUUCCUCUAAUAAAAGUCCCUUAUUUACAACA